CCGGCCCCCGCCUCUCCCACCGCCCACAGGCCGAGUGACGGACGUGGCAACUGGGCAUUUAUAGCGGGACUGAGCGGGCCGGGGAACCUGCGCUGCGGCGGUGGAGAGGCAGCGAGUGAGAGCGGGCGCUGGUCCCCGGUCCACGCCGCAUGAUGUUCACCUUGGUCCUGCUGCUCGGGGGACUCUUGCAAGCGACGGCCGCUUACAAACUCGACUUUGAGAAACCGCAGGGACUGGCCCGGGGCAGAGUGGAGGUGAAAGCUUUCGUUCAGGAAGACUUGCCGCUUUAUCACAACCUGGUAUUGAAGUACGUCCCGGGAGCAAAGCCCGAACUCCUUCUACUGAACUACAACCUUGAAGAACUCGAUCGAGUGAACCUUAUGCCUUUGACCAGGAAGGAAAUCAACGAGUUGCUGCUGAAACUGGGGUUCUACAAGAAGCAGAGUCCCGAUGCCCCAGUGCCACCUGAGUUUUACUACGCGCCACUAUCGGGCAAGCCCACUGCCCACACUGCGGCCAAACCCCUUCCUGAAGAUGUGACCGAGAAACAGGAAGAUUCUGACGAUUCUGACGAGUUGAAGGAAGAUCUAUAGACAAAUGUUGAAAUGUUAUUGCUUUGCCUCCUAAACAGAGGGCAGGUACAAGUGGAUUGUAAAUCUAAUGGCUCCUGCUUUGUUUUAUGGCUUCAGUUUCCUUAUGAUCCCAUUUUCCAUCCAUCUAUCUGCAAUCAACACCUUAUUUAUUUUUAACUCCCUGUAAAUCUGAUGGGUCCACUUGUGACAAAAAAAAAUAGACAGGGUUUUUGUGCGGUUGAGUCUUGAGGCAAAUUGAAUGAAGUCUUCAAUUAUCCUUUGGGUGGCGCUGUGGUGCAACGAUAGAGUUACUGCCUUAUGGUGCCAGAGACAUGGGUUCGAUCCUGACUACGGGUGCUCUCUGUACAGAGUUUGUACGUUCUCCCUGUGACCACGUGGGUUUUCUCCAGGUGCUCUGGUUUCCACCCACACUCCAAAGACGUACACGUUUGUUGGUUAAUUAAGUUGUUGUAAAAUUGUCCCUAGUAACAAUUGCUUUCAAGAGAGAGCUAGAUAGGGCUCUUAAAAAUAGCGGACUCAGGGGAUAUGGAGAGAAGACAGGAACGGGGUACUGAUUGGGGGUGAUCAGCCAUGAUCACAUUGAAUGGUGUAGGUUAAUAUACAAGGUGAUCUCUGGCAGGCACGGUCUCAGUGGGCCGAACGGCCUGCUUCCGCACUGUAUCUCUACAUUCCAGUGUGAACGGGUGAUCGCUGGUCGGCAUGGAUUCGAUGGGCCGAAGGGCCUGUUUCCACGUUGUGUUUCUCAACUAAAACAAAAACUAACGGGCAUGUGGCAUAUUUUAAUUCUUGGUCUGCAAACCUCCAGGUGGAUCUGGUUCGGAUGUUGCUUUGAGUCAGUCGACGUUCACAGAAUGAUCACAAGCAGCAGAACAACCGAUUAGUUAUUGCAAAGAGCGAUCCUUGGGCUAGACCCACGAUCUGUGGUUUACAAUCUAAAUACCUCACAACGCCUCAGUCUGCUGGCUAAAUGUACAAACCCUCAAGCCUUGUACACUAGCGAGGUGCCAGCUUCUGCCAGAUGUGCACAGAGUCAGUCAGCAAUACGUUCAUUAGACAUAGGAGCAGAAUUAGGCCAAUCGGCCCAUUGAGCCUUCUCUGUCAUUCAAUCAUGGCUGAUCUAUUUCCCCUUCUCAACCCCACUCCUCUGUCUUCUCCCUGUAACCUUUGACAGUCUUACUAAUCGAGAAUCUAGCAAUUUCUGCUUUGAAAAAUGCCCAACGACUUGGCCUCCACCGGGUCAGCACGGUGGCGCAGCUGUAGAGUUGCUGCCUUACAGUGCCAGAGUCCUGGGUUCGAUCCUGAGUACGGGUGCUUGUCUGUACGGAGUUUGCACGUUCUCUCCGUGACCUGCGUGGGUUUUCUCCGGGUGCUCCAGGUUUUUCCUCCCAUGCUCCUAAGACGUUUUGGUCUGUAAGUUAAUCAGCUUGGUAUAAUUGUAAAUUGUCCUUAGCGUGUGCGGUGAUCGCUGGUUGGCGCGGACUCGGUGAUACAGUGUUUCCACAUUGUAUCUCUAAACUAAACCAAACACCGCCAUCUGUGGCACUGAAUUCCAGAUUCAUCGCCCUCAGGCUAUUGAAAGUUCUCGCUGUCUCCAUUCUAAAUGUACAUCAGUAACCUUGUUAAUAUGUGUCAUUAAUUGUUGCUGAGAUGUUAUCAAGGAUAAUGUAUAAACCAUGGAGUCAACUGGCCCCUGGUUCUGCAAAUGAGAUUCCCCUCUUACGAUAUCUAGCAGCAAAAGCAGAAUAUGUCUGAAAUACUCACCAGGUCGGGUCAGGUCAACAGUGCAGGGAGAGAAAUUUAAUUGUAUUUCAGUUCAACAAUCUUUUAACUGACCUGCUGAGUAUUUCAAGAGUUUUCUGUUGAUUUCGGAUUUCAAGCAGGCAUGAUAUUUUGCUUUUUGAUGUCUUUUAUUUCGUACUCUGCAAUACUUUGAAGUUCCAGAAAUGUUGCAUUUUAUUCCACAAUCCACUCUGCACCUGCCCCGUGUAAGUCACAGCCGCCAGGGAUCUCAGGCUGGGUGUGUGCUGUUUGUGCGUGAGUGCCUCCAGUCCUCCAGAGAAAUGAAUGAAGUUCUCGGCUGAAAAGGCAACCAAGCUGAGAACGGAGGUGAAGUGUUCCUGGAGACGAAAGGCAUCCUGUACAACGGCCGCACCCCUCCACGGGUACUUUUUCUCUGCCUGGUUUACAAUAAAAUUCAAUGAUCCCAACACAAACUGUCUCUUCCUUCUGGUGUGGGUGGAUGAAUCAUUGGUCAGUCACCGUGUGAAUAUUUGAAGGGAGGAAGCAUUAAAUCAUUGGGCUUCUCCACUCUUGCAGAUGGCUGGGGUGGGGGAGACCUCUUCAAACCAAUUCAUGUUUACUUUAGGUUAGAGUGGAAACAGGCCCUCCAGCCCACCACACUAACAC
Molecule: messenger RNA, 2999 nt
Organism: Leucoraja erinaceus (little skate)
Lineage: Eukaryota; Metazoa; Chordata; Chondrichthyes; Rajiformes; Rajidae
Gene: selenom
Product: selenoprotein M
Exons: 4
Coding region: 150-593 (147 amino acids)
Cellular component (GO): endoplasmic reticulum lumen
Molecular function (GO): oxidoreductase activity
Source: RefSeq, a predicted model, not a curated record